AAAUGGAGACUCAAGAGCUUUCAAGCGUUGACUAUGGCAGUUCACUCCCAAUUGAAAGUGUUCAAGAACUAGCUUCAAAAAACCAGAAAGAAAUCCCGUCUCGCUAUCUCCGGCCUGAAGCUGAGCUCGAUCCAGUUUCUGUCCAAGAAUCACGCGAGCUUCCAGUAAUUGAUAUGACCAAACUGAUUGACGAUCAACAUCCAUGGCACCAUGAUGAAGUGGCAAAACUUCAUUUAGCUUGUAAAGACUGGGGAUUCUUUCAGUUAACCAAUCAUAAGGUUCCAGAGGAAGUCAUUGAAAAAAUGAAGAUUGACAUAGAAGAAUUCUUCAAACUGCCAUUAGUGAAGAAAAAAGCUUAUGCACAGCAGCCAAAUAGUAUUGAAGGCUAUGGCCAAGCCUAUAAUCAGUCUGAAGAGCAAGAGCUUGACUGGGGAGACGCAUUCAUCCUUCGAACUCUUCCUGUCUCCUUGAGAAAUAUGAGAUACUGGCCUACUCAGCCUAUUUCUUUUAGAGAAAAUCUGGACAGAUACUCACGGGAACUGAAGAAAGUUGCACUAUGUGUUUUUAAAUUCAUGUCUAGAAACCUGGGGCUAGAUUCACAGACACUUGCUAGUAAGUUCGAGAAUGGAAGACAAUCCAUUAGGAUAAAUUUCUUCCCACCUUGUAUGCAAGCUAACAAAGUUAUGGGCCUCACUCCACAUUCUGAUGUUACUGGAUUAACUAUACUACACCAAGUAAAUGAUGUACAAGGUUUGCAGAUCAAGAAAAAUGGCAAAUGGGUGCUGGUGAAACCUGUCUCAGGUGCGUUCAUCGUCAACAUCGGUGACAUCAUUGAGAUAAUGAGCAAUGGGGAGUACAAGAGCAUAGAGCACAGAGUUGUUGUGAACCCAGAGAAGCAACGUCUUUCUAUUGCUGCAUUUCAUGGUCCACAUGCCAAAGACGUUAUUGGCCCUUUACCAGAUCUAGUAAAAAAUAGUAAGGCUAACUAUAAAACUAUUAUCACAGAGGAUUAUCUCAAACUUGUGUUCAGUAAAAGGCUUGAUGGUAAAAGCCAAGUAGAUUGUCUAAAGGUAGAGUAGUGGCUCAAACGAAUGCAGGCUGUUACAUAUAUUGUACUAUAAUCACGACAAGAUCGUCGCAUUUUCUCAACAAGUUUGUACCACGAUUUUAAAUUGCAGUUAAAUAAAGUUU
Humulus lupulus (European hop) is the source of this 1191-nucleotide messenger RNA. RefSeq names its product S-norcoclaurine synthase 1-like. The transcript has 4 exons. Bases 3 to 1079 code for a protein of 358 amino acids. Lineage: Eukaryota; Viridiplantae; Streptophyta; Magnoliopsida; Rosales; Cannabaceae. The record is from RefSeq and is a predicted model, not a curated record.